UAGACUCAGGUACUAAUGUAUGUCUCUUUUUUCCCUAGUAUUGCAGUAUAUGAUUUGGGUGGUGGCACAUUUGACAUUUCUAUCUUGGAAAUUCAAAAGGGAGUGUUUGAGGUCAAAUCCACCAAUGGUGACACUUUCUUGGGUGGUGAAGAUUUUGACCAGGCCUUGUUGCAGCAUAUAGUAAAAGAAUUCAAAAGAGAGACAGGGGUUGAUCUAACUAAAGAUAAUAUGGCUCUGCAGAGAGUAAGGGAAGCUUCCGAAAAAGCAAAAUGUGAACUUUCUUCUUCAGUCCAGACUGACAUUAACUUGCCAUACCUUACAAUGGAUGCGUCAGGACCAAAACAUUUGAAUAUGAAACUGUCUCGCUCUCAGUUUGAGGGGAUUGUAGCAGAUCUGAUUAAAAGGACAAUAGCACCUUGCCAGAAGGCCAUGCAAGAUGCUGAAGUUAGCAAGAGUGACAUUGGAGAAGUUAUCUUGGUUGGUGGCAUGACUAGAAUGCCAAAGGUGCAGCAAACUGUACAGGACAUGUUUGGGCGUUCUCCAAGUAAAGCAGUAAAUCCUGACGAAGCUGUUGCCAUUGGUGCUGCCAUCCAAGGAGGAGUGUUGGCUGGAGAUGUCACUGAUGUGCUGUUGUUGGAUGUCACUCCUCUUUCCCUGGGAAUUGAGACUCUAGGUGGAGUUUUCACUAAGCUUAUUAACAGGAAUACAACUAUCCCAACCAAGAAGAGCCAGGUAUUUUCUACAGCUGCUGACGGGCAGACUCAAGUAGAAAUCAAAGUUCAUCAGGGUGAACGGGAAAUGGCUGGUGACAAUAAACUACUUGGCCAAUUUACUUUGGUUGGGAUUCCACCAGCCCCAAGGGGAGUGCCCCAGAUUGAGGUAACUUUUGACAUUGAUGCAAAUGGAAUUGUUCAUGUAUCAGCAAAAGACAAAGGCACAGGACGAGAACAACAGAUUGUGAUCCAGUCUUCUGGUGGUCUUAGUAAAGAUGAUAUUGAAAACAUGGUAAAAAAUGCAGAGAAAUAUGCAGAAGAAGACAGGCGGAAAAAGGAACGUGUUGAAGCUGUAAACAUGGCAGAAGGAAUAAUCCAUGACACAGAAUCCAAGAUGGAAGAGUUUAAAGAUCAAUUGCCUGCUGAAGAGUGCAACAAAUUGAAGGAAGAAAUUGCAAAAGUGCGGGAAUUACUGGCUCGUAAAGAUAGCGAAACAGGCGAAAACAUCAGGCAGGCUGCAACAACCCUGCAGCAAGCAUCCCUGAAACUUUUCGAAAUGGCUUACAAAAAGAUGGCAUCAGAGCGAGAGAGUUCUGGGAGUUCUGGGAGUUCUGGGGAUCAGAAGGAAGAAAAACAGUAAAUUGCAGUCUUGUAUAGACUGGAACAGAAAGAGGACAAUAUUCCACAGCUUGACAGCCAAAGGACCUUCCUGACCAGCUGUGGACUGAUUUAUGUCUUACUGUGUUUUUGCAGUAUUCUAUACAUACUUUCUCAAAUGUAUAAAUUUAGUGAUGGUGUCUACUAGAGAAAUUGCUAUCUGAUUAAAAAAUUAAUGCAAGAUAACUUCUAAAGGUCAGUGACAGUUUAAGUACAUCCUGAGGAUUCCUGGCAAUCUUACCUCUAAGUAGAAGGAAUUGGCAUGUUUAAUUUGAAGGUCUAGAAACCAUGUCUCAAAUUCAGAGUGGGACUAGGAUUCAUCGUUGCUGAAUUGUAAGUUCCAUCCUUAAUAACGGAGUCUCCUUUAGGGAGUGGGUUUCUGCUUCGGGGAAGAGAUGAUAUUGGGACCUGUGGUCAUCAGGCGACAAUUUACUUGGGAAACGAAUAAGCAGAUCUACACUUUAGCUUUAAUAUCCCUCUCAAAGAAUGUGACUCAUUUUAAUAUAGCUGUAACCAUAAGACAACUUGGAUACUCCAUUCAUUGCUUUUGUAGGCUUUCUGCUUUGUCCACUAUCUUUUCCCUUGCAGAAAAUCUGAUUCCCUAUUAAUAAACUGUUCUCAGUUGACCAAGUA
Python bivittatus (Burmese python) is the source of this 2003-nucleotide messenger RNA. The record is from RefSeq and is a predicted model, not a curated record. NCBI's taxonomy places the organism in Eukaryota, Metazoa, Chordata, Lepidosauria, Squamata, Pythonidae.